This is a messenger RNA of Hylaeus anthracinus, 2407 nucleotides long. RefSeq names its product probable serine/threonine-protein kinase clkA. The record is from RefSeq and is a predicted model, not a curated record. The transcript is spliced from 3 exons. Bases 1 to 2043 code for a protein of 680 amino acids. Gene Ontology annotation, molecular function: chitin binding. NCBI's taxonomy places the organism in Eukaryota, Metazoa, Arthropoda, Insecta, Hymenoptera, Colletidae. Gene Ontology annotation, cellular component: extracellular region.
AUGCAAAAUACGUGUCGAAACAAAGAUAAACGCAUUCCCGUCGCUUUCAUAACGAUUCUCGCGUGGCUCCCAGUGCUCGUUACCAAUAUCCAAACGCUUUCGAAACAUCAAGAUAACCAGAAACUCCUCCGCGUCAACCUCGAAUUGUUUUCUGCUGCAGUGGCUGUGUUAGGAACCUGCGUCAUCGCGCUUCAACGACCACCGCCCAGAUACUCCCAACAAUACAUGCCGGAAACUUCCUUCAGCUGUCGUAAUAAAAUCGUAGGAAGCUAUUAUGCCGACCCUGAGACCGACUGCCAAGUGUUCCACGUUUGCGUGUCUGUGUCAGGCUCCGUCCAGGAUUACAAGUUCCUAUGUCCCAACGACACCGCUUUCGACCAAGAAAGCCAAACCUGCGCGGACUGGUACGACGUGGACUGCGAGGCAGCCACUCUUUACUACGCCAGCGACAACUUCGACCUGUACAGGAUCGGAUCAGGCCUGGAAUCUCCUCACUACGACAACAUACGCAACGACGUUGAGCCUCAGGAUCACCUGCAGCGGAGCGAGACCAGUGAUCCUGUUCGUUCCUCUGCCAACAAUUUCAAUAGGGUGUCCUCCACUAAUUACAACAACAACAACAACAACAACAACCACAGGGACCUGAGGGUCAGCAGCAGUGGUAACGUCUACAACAGAAAUGACAAGGACGAGGAUUACCAGGCAGAGAAGGCCUACAAAGAAGAAAGUGUUCCUGAUACUAGAAAAAAAACAGGUGUCAGAAAGGUCAGCAGGAAGCAGCAGUUCAACGACAACAAUUACUACUCCACUUCCAGCACCACACCACCUCCAGCGAUUAACAACCAGAACACCUACACUGGGUUCUACAGCGGUGCCAAUUACAAUCAACGAGCCAAUGGAUUCGUCUCUUCCACCAGCGCGAGGCCUCAAGAAAAUUACAACAGGAACCAGAACAAUCAGAGAUUCAAUUCAGCGUCACCUUCCACGUACAGGCCUAGCACAGCUGUUUACCAGGACAAUUACAACUUCCAGUCUCCUAGCACGACCUCCAGGACAACUGUUUACAAUGCUUACAAUGCCAAUUCAAAUUAUAAUCAACAAACUACAGGUAGCUUCAGUCAGAGUACCACGGUGAAACCAACCACCUUCAAGAAUUAUCAGAAUUACAACGGUGGACAGAUAGCACAGUCCACUACCCUGCAACCCAGCACCAAUUACCAGGCGAACGACUACACAAACUUCCAGAGAAAUUAUAACAACAUUCAGCGUACAAGUAACAACGUGGCAUACCAGUCCACGACUCAAGCACCUACCGUUUACGACAAUACUUACAACAAUAACAAUAACGGACAAUUUAGGAGCACGUCCACGAGGCAAGACAUCGCUCAGUCAACCACAAAAUACUUCCCGAGCUACGCAAGCAGCAGCUAUGCUCCUACCACUUACAGUCCAGCUACGAAGAAGUACAUUACCAAUGACAACAGUCAAGCUCAGACCUCCAUCAGGAGUAACGACAAUGGACAGUACUACGAUAAGACCAACCAGCCAAUCAAAAGCUCAUCCCAAUAUUAUGACAGUACCAAGGCACCCAAGAAGGCUACACAGUACAACAAUUAUGAAAGCAAUGGGAAAUAUUACACCGAAACCAGCACCAGCAAUUAUGACAUUGCCAGGUCAUCGGUUGGCAUCGGAUUCAGCCCUGCAAGCAUCAACCACUUGGCAGAGACUCCAAGAUCUACCACCCCAGUGCCAAGGAGGCUCUCAACAGUAACCACGUACAAUCCCAACAGCUUCAAUUCGAACACGCAGAGGCCGCCACAGUCGCCAACCACCGUUCGGGGAAGUACCUACGUGAGUGGAUCCGCGAGACCGUUCUCCUCCACGACCAGGCUGCCUCCUACAACUACGGCGCGACCAAAGUCUGGAAAGAAGAACGACUACGAUUAUGCCUAUUAUGAUAACACCGCGGGCCUCGAAUACGAUAGCCUCGAUUUGGAGCACGUGACUGGAAAUAAGGAAUCCACAAAGAUAGCAAGGAAUUAAUUCCCUAGCAUUUUUUUCAAGGAUGUAACGUUUCGCCACGCAAAGUUCCUAGGAACUUUGGAAUAACUUAACGAGCAAUAGUGGCCAGUGCAUUGUCGAAAUCGACUUUCGACGACAGUAUAAAGAAAGGAUAUAUAUAUUCGAAAGUCGAUUUUGACGUAGAUUAUAACGCCUAUUAGACUUCUCUUUACGUAUCUCUCAUUUUUAUACAGUAUUGUAGGGUAAAGAAUUAUGUCUCCGUAUUGGCAGACCGCGAUAUUGUCAAAAUUUGAUACUUGUACAUACAAUAAUGUCUCUAUUCGUGUCCUGAAACCUGCGGACUGAGUGUAUAUAUUAUAAGUAUUUUAAUUAAAAUGAAAAACGU